Centrocercus urophasianus (Greater sage-grouse) is the source of this 2492-nucleotide messenger RNA. It is a transcript of the gene NT5C1A, whose product is annotated as 5'-nucleotidase, cytosolic IA. Gene Ontology annotation, molecular function: magnesium ion binding; nucleotide binding; 5'-nucleotidase activity. The record is from RefSeq and is a predicted model, not a curated record. Gene Ontology annotation, cellular component: cytoplasm; cytosol. The transcript is spliced from 6 exons. NCBI's taxonomy places the organism in Eukaryota, Metazoa, Chordata, Aves, Galliformes, Phasianidae. Gene Ontology annotation, biological process: adenosine metabolic process; nucleotide metabolic process. Bases 1 to 1077 code for a protein of 358 amino acids.
AUGGAGCCGCCGGGCACCGCCGGGGCACCGGGAGCGGCCGGGCGGCCCUGGGAUGAGGCGAAGGCGUUCUACGAUAACCUCACACCCAAGAAGAAACCAAAAUCGCCAAAGCCUGAGAAUGCCAUCACCAUCGCAGUGUCCUCACGGGCUCUUUUCCGCAUGGAGGAGGAGCAGAAGAUUUACAAUGAGCAGGGGGUGGAGGCCUACGUGAAAUACCAGCUGGACCAUGAGAACGAGCCCUUCCUCCCCGGCGCCGCCUUCCCCUUCGUCAAGGCGCUGGAAGCGGUGAACGCGCAGCUUCGGGAGCUCUAUCCUGACAGCGAGGAGCUCUUUGACGUUGUCCUGAUGACCAACAACCAUGCCCAGGUUGGGGUUCGCCUGAUCAACAGCAUCAACCACUACGAUCUAUUCAUUGAGAGAUUCUGCAUGACGGGGGGGAACAGCCCCAUCGGUUACCUCAAGGCUUACCACACCAACCUCUACCUCUCCUCCGAUGCCGAGAAAGUGAGUGGGGCCAUUGAAGAGGGGAUCGCCGCAGCCACCAUCUUCAGCCCCAGCAGAGACCUGGAGGUGUCAGAGAAGCAGCUGCGUGUGGCGUUCGAUGGCGAUGCUGUGCUCUUCUCAGAUGAGUCGGAGCAGAUCGUGAAGGCUCACGGCCUGGACAUGUUCUUCGAGCACGAAAAGGCUCACGAGAACAAUCCUCUGGCACAGGGACCCCUGAAAGGCUUCCUGGAGGCCCUGGGAAAGCUGCAGAAGAAGUUCUACUCCAAAGGGCUGAGGAUGGAGUGCCCCAUUCGCACCUACCUGGUCACAGCCCGCAGCGCUGCCAGCUCGGGCGCCCGGGCCCUAAAGACUCUGCGCAGUUGGGGUCUGGAGACGGACGAAGCGCUGUUCCUGGCUGGCGCCCCCAAAGGCCCCCUGCUGAAGAAGAUCCGUCCCCACAUCUUCUUCGACGAUCAGAUGUUCCAUGUGGAGGGAGCCAAGGAGAUGGGCGCCAUCGCUGCCCACGUCCCCUACGGCGUCGCACAGAAGCACAAGCGGCCGCUGCAGGAGAAGCAGCCCCAGAACAGCAAAUAGGGCACGGCAUGGAGCUGUGAGAGGAGGAGGAGGAUGCCGAAGGCUUCCUGUCUCCUCAGUGUUUUGCGGUGUCGUGAUGUUGUCCCCUUCCUCACGGCACCACCUCCCCACUGGGUUGCUGUCACCCAUCAGCUGUUCAAAAGUCAGGAUUCCCAGAGCCUUCGGUUCGACGAGCGAAUGUUGAGGCUGAGCAGUUGGACUGGAGAGGGGCGAGCACAGAAAGCCCCUCCUGCAGCUUUCGACAAAAUGCUAAAGCAAAGCCCCUUCCUGUCAUGGAAACAUGGAAUCUUCAGGGUUGGAGAAGACCUCUGAGAUCCUCCAGUCUGUCCACCGCUGCUGCCCACUGAGCCACACUGCCAAGUGCAGCUUUCCUUCAACACCUCCAGGGUUGGUGACCCCACCUCCGCUCCUGUUUCAUAUUUGGAAAUAUACAAACAAAUGCUUACAUGAAGAAAAAUAUAUGGGAAUCCCAUUUUCUGCUUUUGGAGUUUUGGGCCAUUGGCUCAAAAUUUGGAUUCCACAGUUGCACCCACAGUAAGGCAGCCAAAGGCCAGCUCUGGUGUGUGCCUUCCUGGGUCUGCAGACACAUCCCUGGGGCUUAAAUUAAACCAAAAGCAGCCCUAAGAUAUUAGGAACAUCAUUCAAAGUCCAUUUAUUCAAAUCUGCAGAGAAUUUCAGCCUCGGGGACUUAAUUAAAGGAUUUUUUCCCCUCUCUGAGCUGAGCCCAUAGGGGUGGAUAAUCUUUUUCUUCUCAGCUUCUUAAAGCUCUGCUGCUCCCAAAAUAGAUCCUGGGAGAAAGAGCUGCCUCUGCGAUCGGGGGGCAGGAAGGGGAAUCAGUGGGUGAGCAGCUCAGCGGGCUGUGAGCGUCGCACCGACGUCCCCAGGGAGAUCCCCCUUCUGGGGAUGGGCAAAUGCGAACAUUACUUUUGCAUGCUUCUCUCCCUUCUGUUUGCUUGUUCUGAAAUCAGAGCACGCACCACGGGGCACGGAGGGCACUCAGCAUGAGUUCUUUGCAGUGACUUCCAGCUUCCCAGCACCUCCCUGGGACGAGCUCUCCCUGUAUGUGCCUGUUCCGCUUUGCAGGACGGCUCCAGCUGGCGUGGGGGUGGCUGUGGCCCUUUCGACCGAUCCCCCGUGGGCUGACAGCGCCCUCAGCGGCUCUGCAGACUUCUGUUGCACUGAAUCCUGCUUUGGCAGUGCAAAGCUAAUUGCACUUUUUCCUCCUCCCUGAACGCGUUCGUUUUGACAGAUUGUUAUCUGUGGCACCUGGGUGACCAAGGCCUGCAAUCCCAACAAAAAAAACUAGAAAGAACUCUAUUAGUAUUCGUGUCCAUCCAAAAAUCCCAUCUUCAUGUGAACCGCGGAUGUUGGGCUCUGAGCCGCGUCUCCCAGCCCUUCUUAUCUUCAGUGAACAU